AUGCAAUCGUUACCUGCUAAUCGGAGGAGACGUAUUGAUGUCAAUGGAGUUUCCCUCGUCGACCUUAAGGCAGAAAUAGCUCGCCGCCAAAGCGAGGUAAAAGCGAGGGCAACAACCGUCCCAAACGUCGCUGGAGCAGUUUUAAAGCGCGUCGUUGAUAGGAAUGAUGUCGGUCUCCGUCUAAAACGAUCUCCAUCUCCCGUCCAGAAUCUGAAAGGGAGAGUGGGAGAUGUUGAAGCGAAAGAGACCACUGAAGAAGAUAUUGACUGGGAACGAGCUCGACGCAACCUAGAGGCGAAGGCUCGUCUUUAUGAGGCUUUAAAACAAGCUGCCGUUACACAUAGUAAGGGAGGAUACGGUGAGGAAGACAGAGCUCCACUUAUUGAUUUCGAGCGGAAGGCUGUGGAGGAGAAACGAAGCAUCGUCAACUCCAGUGAUGAAGAUGAGUUUGAUGAUCGUAACAGACCCUGUGAAGCGAACCCACAUUCAACCGCCACAGCUAAACCAGUGAGUAUUCCAGAGGGUCCCGUGACGUAUGCGCAUUUGCGACAGGGCGAGGUUCGUGACCAUGGUACGGGUUUCUAUGCCUUCUCGGCUGACGCAGAUCAACGCGCAGCAGAGCAAGCAGCGUUGCGUGAGUUGCGUCGUCGAACUGAGCGAGCGCGAGAGCGAGUGGAGGAGGAGCGAGCAAGACGCACUGUUGCAAUGGGUCGGCGGUUAGCGCAGCUGCGCGCUCGCAAAGGACUUCCGGACGUGGCCACUGCCGCCGCCAGUCUGCUCGAGAAGAACACGACUCCACCGCACUCGUCACCAACAUCCCCUUCAACGCCUCCACUUUCCUCCGAGGGCACUGUUGGCGAACAACUGUGCUCCGACGACCUCGAUAUUGCAUCCAUGUUACGUCGCCUGCGCGAUGAGGCAGAAGUGAAACAGGCGGCAGCUGCUGCAGCAGUCGUUGCCUCUACAGUGACAGGUCCGUCGUCGAAAAAUACCAGCCCUCUCCCCGACGUGCUGACUCCGUUGUCAAGGAAACGCUCCACACGGGAAUGGGAUCGCGGGAAGUCUUUUGUUCCCCUACCGCCUAAAAGUCGUUUCAGUUCGUAUAAACACAAACUGAGUGAUGAAAGGAAUGCGGAGUUUGCACCACCUGAAUUCUACAGAUAA
Molecule: messenger RNA, 1164 nt
Organism: Hydatigera taeniaeformis
Lineage: Eukaryota; Metazoa; Platyhelminthes; Cestoda; Cyclophyllidea; Taeniidae
Source: the annotation of a GenBank genome assembly